This is a messenger RNA of Dermacentor albipictus, 2627 nucleotides long. RefSeq names its product protein couch potato-like. Lineage: Eukaryota; Metazoa; Arthropoda; Arachnida; Ixodida; Ixodidae. The record is from RefSeq and is a predicted model, not a curated record.
GAUGCGCGUACUGAUCGUGGCGCUCUUAGCGGGGAUCGCAUCGGCCGGCGGCUGGCACGGAGGAGGCGGCGGUGGCGGUGGCGGCUGGCACCAGCACGUGCCCAUCAAGCUGCUCGUGAAGCACGUGCACAAGCCCAUCCCGGUGCCCAAGCCCGUGCCGGUGCCCCAGCCGUACCCGGUGUACAAGAUGUUCCCCAUCUUCAAGCCGUUCGCCGUGGCGAAGCCCGUGCCGCAGAAAUACGUGGUCCACCAGUACCACAACAUACAAAUUCCAAUUCCUGUACUGAAGUUCGUGCCCCACCGCACGUCCAUUCCCAUACCAAAACCAGUGGCACUGCCAAUACCGAUCCAUGUGCCCAAGCCAGUGAUCGUCCCAGUACCGAAGCCCGUGCCGGUCAAGAAGCCGUACCCGGUACCCGUGCACGUGCCUGUUCCCAAGCCGUUCCUGGUGCCCAUCUUCAAGUCCGUACCUGUGCCGGUGCCAAAGCCGAUUCACAAACUCAUUAAAGUCAUCAAGGAGAUUCCUGUCUACAUCAAGAGGCCGUAUCCCAUAUACGUGCACGAGGAGAGCCAUGGCUGGAAGGGCGGCUGGAAGGGCGGUUGGCACUCGUCGAGCGCCCACGAGGGACAGCUGGCAAGCCAGCUGGCCGCGGCCGUGCAUUCCGCCCAGCGUGGCCACGGAGGCCUCAGGUUCCACCACUACCAACACGGCUCGGCCUCCGAAGCGGCGCCCAUCAUCGCGGCCGUGCACCACGUGACGCACUCCGGAGGAGGAGGACGAGGUAGAGGAGGAGGCCUGGGCGCGAGCGGCCUGGCCGCCGCACUGCAGCACGCUUCCAGGCAGUCCGCGCUGGACGCGGUCCGGCACGUUUCCUCCGCCUCGGCGGCGCUUCAGCACGCGGGAGGCUCCCCUCUGGAAGCCGUCGUCCACCACGUGACCCACGGAGCGUCGUCGGCCGCGUCGGCGCUCAGUCACCUGCCCGAACAGUAUGCGGCACCGGUCUCCGCCGUGCACCACCAGCACGCCGUAGCCGUGCCGGCAGUGAUCAAGUACUCGUCCGGAAGCAGCCACGGUUCCUCGGGCCACAAGUCUCACCACUACGGCAACUACGCGAGCGCCAGCAGCAGCGGUCACUACAGUUCGGGUCGCACCAAGAGCAGGUACUCGCCUUCGUCGUCGUUAUCAUCGUCCAGCUCUGGCUACAAGGCGAGCGGCAGCUACAACAGGCCGUCGUCGGUGCGCGGUUCCUCCAGCGGUUCCUCCAGCGGUUCCUCCAGCGGUUCGUCCGGCUCUUCGAAAGGAUCCUCCGGGUACCAAGUUGUCGCGCAAGUAGACAUCGACCUAUCCGGCAAGCACUGAGAGGGCCCGCCAUCGGACUGUCACCACAUCGCCGCACUUCCAGAACCACCGGACCAUGUUACAAGCGACGCGAGCACUUCGACGACCAACGCGUCCUCUGCGAGCGGAGGACGGCAUACUCAUUACUUCAACACGCUGCCGGUACAAGUGUGAUCCCUCUGGUAAAAACUGUCUGCGCCUCUAAAUCUACCGGCGUAUCCUAUCCGCUGGGACGGAUAACCCUGCUCUCUCUUCUCAUCCUUCUGUCCUGCUGCUUGCGUCACAAAGUAGGCUUCUCUGCAAGUGUACUUGCACCGAGCGAGUGUAACAAUGUGCGCGGACGGGGUCUUUAUCACAUGAAUAAUUGACGUUGAAACCUUGCUUCAAUUAGGUCGAAUCAGCUGCAGUCAUUACGGAAGCACUUCCUGUCAUCCAAAAGUAUAACAUUGCUAGGUUAAUUCCACUUCUUGUUUUCUGUUUUAAUGUCUUUCCUUCAGCUAACAGUGCCGCUUAUUAAUUACUUUUUAAAAUAGACACAUAGUUAUUUGAGUAAUGAGUUGUUUUGAAUUCUAGUUUGCUGCCGUAGCGAAAAAUUAGGCUGUAUUUUCUUCGCUUUUACAACACUUUCUAGGACUGCUUGCAGUCAGUCAGUCCUGUCGGAUUUUCUGUCAGUCUUUUUUCACUUCAAGCAGUUAGUUACUGGGUGCUCUUAAUCUCCCAUUAAUCACUUAUCACACCGUAGUUUUUUUACACAGUUCAUAGGCACUUUGGAUGUGAAAACCUCAUCUUCCUAUCAGAGUUCGAGCGAGAGUGAGCUCCCGCUGCGUUGGCGUGGCAUUUUUGUAAUAUCAUUUUUGUGAGGUCUGGUACCCACCUACUAGCGCGAAUUUGCUUCACGUCGACAUCUAAGUUCCACGACAGCUUUGCAAAUGCUCCUAUGAAGUUCUCUGCUUGCCCUUUAGAACACCUGUUUUGAGAGUUUAAAUGAAAAGUGAAAAAAUAAUAAUGUUGUACUCAAGUAAAUUAGAAUCAUGAUCGCUAUAUAACUCAACGCAUUUUAAAGGGGCAAUUACUCCAAUGAUCUAAUUUUUCUGAGCUCUUUUAUGGACAGAAGAUAGCUAAGUCAGUCCGAAAGGCCUUAGAAAUUUGGAAACAAGAGAAUAACUUAUCUUCUUUGCUUACAGUUCUUCACCUUCGAGUGCGCAUUAAGUACAGCCGUUAUGUUGCUGCCUCGCACCAGAGUACUUCGGUACUCUAGCAUUAAAUAGCUCUGCUCGUACUCAUGCAA